Molecule: messenger RNA, 1696 nt
Organism: Salvia hispanica
Lineage: Eukaryota; Viridiplantae; Streptophyta; Magnoliopsida; Lamiales; Lamiaceae
Product: UDP-glycosyltransferase 73D1-like
Molecular function (GO): UDP-glucosyltransferase activity
Source: RefSeq, a predicted model, not a curated record
ACUCAGCCUAGUCAAGCUCACUUUGAUAGACUGGAAGCAACUUCCUAGAAAUCCAAUACCAAUCUUGUUAAUCCAUUAUACCAUUAUAAAUACCAUAUAUACACAUACAGUUGCAGUUGCAGUUGGAGAUCAAUGGCAAUUGCUCAGCUUCACUUCGUGCUGGUCCCACUGCUCGCUCAAGGCCACAUGAUCCCCAUGAUCGACAUGGCCAGGCUUCUCGCGGAGCACGGCGUCACCGCCAGCCUCGUCACCACGCCUCACAACACCCCACGCUUCGCCAAGAGCAUCCAGCGCGCCCGCGCCGCCGGCCUCCUCAUCAACCUCAUCGAGCUCCCCUUCCCCUCCCUCGAGGUCGGCCUCCCCCCUGGCUGCGAGAAUCUCGACAGCCUCCCCUCCCGCGACCUCAUCCGCCAUUUCUACGCCGCCCUCCACAUGCUCCAGGCCCCCCUCGAGCACUUCCUGGCCCACCACGACCCCCCUCCCAGCUGCAUCAUCUCCGACAAGUGCCUCUCCUGGACCUCCGCCACCGCCCAAAAGUUCCGCAUCCCGCGCCUCGUCUUCCACGGCAUGUGCUGCUUCUCCCUCCUCACCUCCCACAAUCUCAAACUCCACAGCCCCCACCUCGCCGUUCAAUCCGAAUGGGAGCCUUUCCUCAUCCCGGGCCUGCCCGUCCGCGUCGAGAUAGCCCGCGCCCACCUCCCCGGCUCCUUCGUGGCCCUCCCCGACCUCGACGACAUCAGGGAGCAAAUGCACCAGGCGGAGUCCGACGCCUACGGCGUCGUCGUCAACACUUUCCCCGAAUUGGAGGCCGGCUGCUGCGAGGGGUACCGGAACGCGAUGAACAAGAAGGUCUGGUGCAUCGGGCCGGUAUCCCCGUGCAACCGGGAUUCCAAGGACAAAUUCGAGAGAGGGAACGAGGCUUCGAUCGAGGAGAAAAAGUGCUUGGAGUGGCUGGAUUCGAAGAAGGAAAAAUCAGUGGUGUACGCGUGCCUGGGGAGCCAGUGCAGGCUGGUGGGGGAUCAGCUGAAGGAGAUAGGGCUAGGGCUGGAAGCUUCCAAGCAUCCGUUUGUUUGGGUGAUAAGCAGAUACGGGGAGAUGGAGAAGUGGGUGGAGGGGUUCGAGGAGAGGACAAAGGGGAGGGGGCUGGUGAUAAAGGGGUGGGCGCCGCAGCUCCUCAUCUUAUCCCACGCCGCGGUCGGGGGAUUCCUGACGCACUGCGGGUGGAAUUCGACGAUCGAGGGGGUGUGCGCAGGGGUGCCGAUGCUGACGUGGCCAAUGUUCGCGGAGCAGUUCGUGAAUGAGAAGCUGAUCGUGGAUGUGUUGAGGAUAGGGGUGCGCGUGGGGGUGCAGAUGCCCGUGAGAUGGGGCGAGGAAGAGAGGGUGGGAGUUGUUGUGAGGAAGGGGCAGGUGAAGGAGGCGGUGGAAGUGUUGAUGGAGGGUCAAGAUCGCCGGAGGAGGGCUCGGGAUUUAGGAGUUAUCGCCAUGAGUAAGAUGGAAACGGGAGGAUCUGCUCAACGUAAUAUCGCGCUUCUCAUUCAGGAUAUUCUCCACCAAUCACGUCUCAUUUCAAAUUGAUGUCUCUUAUUGUACAAAACCUUAUUUUGGGAACAUAUAUAACUACCCAAAUUUGUCAUAAAAGAGACUAUAAAUUUUGUAAUUUGUUUGACCUACUGAAAUAAGUAAAAGUUUCAUCUUA